AUGAACUGGACGCUCAAGGAGCAGAAUCUGCUGGUAACUGCGUGCGAGCAUGCACUACGCGUACACCCAAGCGAGUCGUUAGCCGAGCCUUCUCGUCCGUUCCUCGACAGUGUUCAUGGUUACUUUGUCACGCUCAGCGGCAGCUCAAAGCGAAGCGAGAGAGCUACAACCACCAAGUUGAAGCAGCUUGCGAAGUCUUGCGUUAGGUGGAAGUCCACGCAGCAACUGAGUCAACGCGCCGGGGCAACGCGUAAACGUCAGAAGCAACCGCGCAGAGCCGGUGGUGGCAAGAAGCUUCAUGAAGCAUUGUCGACGCUUGCUCAAAAGCACGCGACGUUACUGGAUGGAGUCACCCCAAUAGAUACGCAACUGCUGUCUAGUGGGGCUGUCUGGACGGUGGCAGAGCUUGAGCGGCUUGUGAGGGCCUACGUGGAUGUUCGCUCUCGUGCUGGAUCGGGAAGAUCCCCCGGCGUCGGAAAGAAACUGUGUUGGAAGUAUCUUGAGCUGGGUGGCGAUACUGGACGAACCCAAGAGGCGAUGACGACAAUGUUUAGACUGAUGCUGAAGGCAAGAGAGUUUGUGUUGGCGAUCGGUUCCUGGAGUUCGUGGCUGUUGUUGUCCGACAUGGAUCGUCGCAAUCGGUCGCAGCACUGUGGCAAGGAGUACAAGUUCCUGUUGCCGCGCAUGAACGAAGCUAUGUUUCGUUCGCUGGAUGAAGCGGCAGCGCUUUCGGACAAAGCAUCUUAUGUAUCGCGGGACGCGAGCAGAGAUACCGAGGGUGAGGGCGUGCUGGGCAAUCAAGAGGCAGAUCCAGGAGUCCAUCAGGGUGAGGCUCAGUCGAGUAUGCAAGUUGCACCCUUGCAGGGACCAGAUAACAAUAUCAUGGAGGAAGAAAUGCCCAGCCAAGAAGAGCUCGAACCUGAGGGCGGGUCGCAGCUUAGCGUUGCCAACUCCUCAGCGACCAUGCAGCAAGAACCAAGUGACGAAACGAUGGAGGAAGAAGCGAGCACUGGUGAAGAACGCGAACCCGCUAGCGAGAGUGAGCCGCAGGGGGCCGUUGGUGAUAACUCGAUGGCGGCAACACCGCAUGAUUCGAAUGAUGGCGCGACAAGUGCAGAGGUGUUGACCGGUGGAGGUCGUCAGUGUGAACGCGAAUCUGUGGGCUUGACCAGGUGA
Messenger RNA from Phytophthora sojae, 1176 nucleotides. RefSeq lists its product as hypothetical. NCBI's taxonomy places the organism in Eukaryota, Oomycota, Peronosporomycetes, Peronosporales, Peronosporaceae. The record is from RefSeq and is a predicted model, not a curated record. The transcript has a single exon. Bases 1 to 1176 code for a protein of 391 amino acids.